Messenger RNA from Leptidea sinapis, 2270 nucleotides. RefSeq names its product THO complex subunit 5 homolog (gene thoc5). Gene Ontology annotation, molecular function: mRNA binding. Lineage: Eukaryota; Metazoa; Arthropoda; Insecta; Lepidoptera; Pieridae. Gene Ontology annotation, biological process: mRNA export from nucleus; positive regulation of DNA-templated transcription, elongation. The transcript has 5 exons. Gene Ontology annotation, cellular component: THO complex part of transcription export complex. The record is from RefSeq and is a predicted model, not a curated record. The coding region runs from base 154 to 2223 and encodes 689 amino acids.
UUGGUGUUUUGAUAUUUUAAUUUUUAUGUCUUGUGUUGUAUUUGAGGUUAAAUUGAUUUGUUAUUGUUUUAAAUUGAAUAAAUACACCAACUACUACGAUUACUUAUGUUGUAUAAGUUUUAAUGAAUGAAUAUAAAUACAUCCUAAUAAAAAAUGGGUAAAUCUGAAGACACAUCUACUAAAAAGCGGCGCAAAUUAAACACAAGCUCUUCCAGCGAUACUAAAUUAUCACCAGUUGAUAUAUACAAGAAAGUAGUCGAAUUUGAAGAAUCAGAGUCGAAACUAAGAUCCGCUGAGAAAGAUUCUACCCUAUUCCGGAAAAUAUCACAGGAUGUACGACAGUUGUUUUCUGAUAUAGCAGAGUUAAAAGCCAAAGGCACAGAAGAGGCCAAAGAAAAAAUUAAAACAAAAAGAAUAGAAGCAUCCUUGCAAUUGGUUGCACUAAAAAAAUUAAAUCGGUUAGAGAAAGUCCGCACACGGACAGGAAGAGAGGCCCUACAUAAAGAGAAACAAAGAGUAGACUCAACACAUUUGCUUCUACAGAAUCUUUUGUAUGAAGCAGACCAUUUAAACAAAGAAGUCACUAAAUGUUUGCAGUUUAAAUCUAAAGAUGAAGAAAUAGAACUUGUACCACUUGAAGAUUUCUAUAAAUAUGCACCUCCAGAAGUGAUAAGACCUGAGAUAACAAAAACAGAUGAGCAUCAACUGCAGUUGGCUAGACUGGAGUGGGAACUGCGUCAGCGCAGAGAGUUAGCGGGUGCAUGCAAUGAGCUAAUAGCCUCCAAAGAACGUGUUGGUGCAGCGAUAGCAGCUGCCAGGUCGAGAUUAGAUGCUCUUGUGCCUCAUCUUAGAGAUGUUCUGAAAGCUACAAAACCAUUACAGGAAUGUUUAGCUUUAAAAUUGGAUGAAAAGAGGGAGGAAACAAAAUUAGCAUCACUUCUUCCACCACCAUUAUUCUUGCUCUAUGCCAAUGCUAGUGCAUAUUCAGAUGCUUUGGGGACCAAUGUUAUAACAGUGGGUAUAUCUGGAGAUGAAGAUGAGGCAAGGAGAAUGGAUCAGACAUGUAAUGCUGAAAGGGAGGUAGUGGCCUCAAAUGAUUCAGAUUCUGAUCCGGAUGCGAAUGACGAAGAACAUAGGGAGAAAAAGAAAAGGCAUCAUAGAGCCCCAAAAAUAUCGAAGGAAGAAAAAGCUGAGGCAAAGAAGAGAGAAGCUUUAAAGAAACACCCACUUAGUGUACUGAUGACGGUUAAGAUAGCAGAUGAAACUGCAGUGAAUUUAACAUUCUUGUACCUUCUGCAUCUUAAAAUUAUUGUUGUCAAAGUUACAAUGACUUAUCCUAACACAAUUACUGGAGUUACUGCUGCCGAUGUAUUAACAGGGGAUUGUGUUUUAAAUGAAUUGUACCUAGGUGACACUGGGAAUGAUUCACCACAUAUAGCUACUUCUUAUUUACUUAAAGCUGCAGGCAUUUCUGAUAAUUUUCGUAAAUUUAUACCUGAAAUUGGUCGACCAUAUAUAUGGGCACAAAGAAUGUGUGGACUAGACUUUAUGGCAUUGGUCGCUGAUGAACACAAAACAGCUAAAAAUAUACAACCAUGCUCAAGUCUCAGUAUUGCAACUGUAGAAAAUUUCAUAUUCACUCUACAGAAUAGGUUAAAAGCUAGAGUGAAGUUGAUGAAGGAAUUGCAAGACCUUGAAAGUGGAAGAAUAGUGCAACCAAAGGAAAUGUCCACUGUCAAAUUAUCAGGCUCUUUGACACAGUGGCAGUCUAUAACUUGGGCGGAAUAUUCUCAAGCACCCUCUACUGCCUUUCUCAUAUCGGAAGGCUUGGUUUCACCUGAUUAUAUGUUAUAUCGGGCAAUAAUAACUCGCCAGUCAGCAAAACUUGUCGCAUUAGUUGCUCUCAGCUGCGACUAUCCUAAGCAAGCUCCCAUAUUCUCCCUUACAUUACAUUGGAAUGGAACACAUCACUGCGGAACCAGUGAUGAUAUUAGAGACAUAGAAAGAGUUAUUAAUACAGAUUGGCAUAGUGAGAACUCUAAUCCUGUCACGCUUUCAAUCCAAAUGGCUAAGCUGUUGACUUGUCUGGACAUUCUCUUGGAAACAAUGGGAUCAUCUGAAUUUUCACCGGACAAAGUAAUGCUCGAGCCAGUGCUCGGCAGAACUAGAAUGAGACCCUACAAGUUUAUUAAAAAUGGAACUGGAAUGUUUGUUCAAUUUUAAACUGAAUCUGUUAGAGCUUUUUCGAAUAAAACAUUUUUCAGACUGAA